This is a messenger RNA of Exaiptasia diaphana, 3249 nucleotides long. Its product is annotated as mediator of RNA polymerase II transcription subunit 1. Bases 1 to 2766 code for a protein of 921 amino acids. Gene Ontology annotation, biological process: regulation of transcription by RNA polymerase II. Gene Ontology annotation, molecular function: transcription coregulator activity. Gene Ontology annotation, cellular component: mediator complex. Lineage: Eukaryota; Metazoa; Cnidaria; Anthozoa; Actiniaria; Aiptasiidae. The record is from RefSeq and is a predicted model, not a curated record. The transcript has 22 exons.
AUGGCGGCCGAAGUUGAAACUUGUGGAUCAUGUUGUUUGAAGUUAAGGGAUCUCAUUCAAGGCUAUGAAAAUGAGCUUGGGUUAUCAGSAAGAAAUAUCGAUGGAACAAAGAUUCACAUGUUUGGAUCAGUCAACUUCUGCUUGGAACACAACAAGUUUAAUGAAUUACUGAACAGCAUCAAAUCAAAAUGUCAUCAAUGUAAAACAUGGACAGACUCCAAGAAGGCCAUCAGAGCUUCCUUAGAGCGACAUCAACAAACUGAAAACCUUGCACCAGUAAAACUCUUCAUUAAAGAAUGUUUAGAUAAGUUACAACAUGCCAUGAAAGAUAAUUCAAUAAGAGGAGUUGUGCAAAGACUUGAAGCCAUCACAAGAAAAGUUGGUUUGAAGUUUUAUGACAAUGGGUCUGGUACAGAUUGCUUUAUCAGCUCUGAUAUGUUCUAUGUAGAGGUUAAGAUGGAGCCCAAUGGUAGAGUAAUGGAAGUGAAGGUUGCACAUGCAGGUGAUCCAGAGAGCUGCCCAGAAUUAACAAGAGUCUUGAGAGAAGGGGAUUAUGAUGAGUUUGCAUGCCAUCUUAAAGGUCUAUCAGAUCUUUAUGAGCUGUCUGGAGAUACAUUUCAAAAAUCCAAGAUAUUAAUGGCAUUAAAAGCUUUAGAGGUCGAUGUGAAUAUGAUGUUGUCUCUGUAUGGGUCUAGUGAAGACUCAACAGAAACCAUCUUGAAAUGUCCUGUUGGAUUUGGAACACCACGCCAAGGAGGUCGCCUGAUGCGUCUGACAUACUUUGCUACACCAUAUGAACUAGUGGAUGUCAAACAUCCUGGACAAGACUUGAAAUUCUCUAAUGAAAACCACCCCCCUCUGGAUUUAGGUUACUGGGUUAUUUUAUCAGUAGAGCAAUCACAAAAAUGCCWUUUGCCUACAAAACCUUUGAUAGAAGAYCCUCCAAUGGAAUGCAUGCUGGAUGAUACAAUCAAGUAUCACCCUCUGAAUGAUAAUAACCACGAUGAGCUUCCAGCAUCUUUUGUCUUGAUAUUAAAUAAACCAAUGGUGAUGUCAGUAGAGUGUGCGCAACAGAUAUGCUCCGUAAUACAUCAAGGAAGUAGGUUUGUACAUUCAUCAACAGUACCAGUUGAGAAACUUAUWUUCAGAGAGUGGUGGAAGUCAAAAGGYAUUGUUGAAGGAGAAGAACCCAGAGUUUAUUUUGCAGACCUGCCACAACAUUAUCAUAUCUACUACGACACGUCACAUGACUCUGAAGAAGAGGAGGCUGUGAGAAAMAAUGCAGGAGUGUUGGUUUAUAGAGUUCCAUUCACACACCCAAGCCAUGUUCCUGCUAUAAUUAAACAAUUACGGCGACAGGCAUCUUACAACAGUUUAUUAACAAGUACAUUAAGGWCUCACAAGCCACCAUCUAAAGGCAAAGACAAAACAGUGUAUAAAUUUGAGUUGAGUACUCCAGCACCCUUUACCAUUACCAUUACAUUUGAACAUCCUUGUACAGCAGGCAUGGCGUCCAUUGACUUUGAAGUGACAGAAGAUAGUWCAGUGAAAGCAUACCUGCACACAGUUCCUGGACAACCUGAAUUUUGUACGAAUGAAUACAUUACUAAAGUUGUACAAAGAUGCCAUUCUAUUCCUGCAUCCAUGCGCUGUGUCAUUAAAAAAGCGCAGUCUUACAAACCUGAAGAACUACCUGUUAAAAAAACACAGACACCAGGCUUGAUUACUCCUGCACCAUCGACAGCCAACCUGGAAAAGCUUACUAUACCAGGAAAUCCUUUCUUUGCCAAUCCAUCAGGUCCAAACACACCAGCGUACUUUCCAGGUAGUACAUCACCAACUUUUGGAUUCUCCCUGGAAACUCCUUCCCCUACCUUAGGUGCAUUUCAGUUCUCUAUUUCACCAACUUUGACGUCAUUUCCGUUCAUUGGUGCUGAUAUGCCAGAAACACCAACAUCGAAACAACCAGAAAAUAAAAAACUAGAAACUCCUAAACCUCCAUCUACUCCUAAACUAACAUUGGUAUUAAAGCGCAAAAGAGAUGAUGAAUAUGUGAUCAAAGACUUUCAAUUACCUGACAAUGUCCCUACAUCAGAAGAGAACGUAAAACAAGAGAAAGGUARCAUUAUUAGUGCAUCGAAAUUAAUGGAACAGUCAGCAAUGGAUAGUAUUCCUCCACCAUUAGAUACCAGUAAGACAGGAACUGAUGGAGUCAAUCCAUAUAGUAUGUUAACAUCACCAUUUGACAUGCAACCAUCAACCAGUAACAUCUCCUUGGAAGCUGCUUCUAUUUCCAUGGCAACAAGUGGUUUAGGGGGGACGUUACCUGGAGCAAUUGAUAGUAUUCCGGGAGCCGAGUUGUUUGAGUUGACUUCUGGUGUCUCAGAUGGUAGCUCUGUACCUGAUCUUGAAGGAAUCUUGUCAAGUCUUCCAGGAGCAUCUCAUCUAUCGGUGGAUGCUGGUCUGGAUUUCGAUACAGGAUUGGGUUCUGGUCCACAUGUCAUGGAUGUUGACGCUAAUUUUGAUAUCGAUGCUGCGAUCGAUGCAAGUGCGGCGAAUGAUCCAAGUAUUGCAGGUGUUGUCGCCUCGGCUGACGCUUUCGACGUGGACUCGGCUCUAGACUUCGAUCUCGAUCACAUCACAGGCAGCCAUUCUAGUGAUCUUACACCUUCAGGCUCAGACCUUGUGGACCAGACUCUACCGGACACGCUAUUAAGUCCUGGGGAUAGCAUUGUUGCUAUGGAUACUGGUAUAAUAAGUGAUUGAAUGGACAAGCGUGUCAGUGUAACUAAUACGGUGGAGGCAGGUUAGUGGUCAAUAUCCCAGUAUCACUGGCCAGGGAAGAAUCAGAUCAUUAAGAUGUAAAAAUACAAAUGUAUUCAAGUCAACAAGUAUUUUAAGUCGUAAAACGGACAAGAAGCAGCAUUAUUAUCACUGUAAAUACAUGAAAUAYAAUGCACCUGAGAUGCGUUUUAAACCAUACAAUAUUGUUUAAAAUGGAGGACGAUUAACAGCAGCAAAACGUUCAUGAUAAAUAGCAUAAGAUCCUAAAAACAUGUAACGAUUUCUUAACGCCUGAUGACAUCCUUUCAUUGUGAAAGUAUAAAAACUGAGUAGAUAAAGAUAUAUAAUUGUACUAAAUGUAAAUAUCAAAUAAAUAUGCRUAAAAAACAUUUUGAUUUUGAUGACCUAAAAAAUCGCAGUAUUUUUAAUUUCAAGAACAAGAGAACUAUUGUCACAGUAUUCGUU